This is a messenger RNA of Penicillium malachiteum, 765 nucleotides long. RefSeq names its product Hsp70 family protein. The transcript is spliced from 5 exons. The record is from RefSeq and is a predicted model, not a curated record. The coding region runs from base 1 to 765 and encodes 254 amino acids. Lineage: Eukaryota; Fungi; Ascomycota; Eurotiomycetes; Eurotiales; Aspergillaceae.
AUGUCGCAGGAACUUCAAGAAUCACGGCAAAUUAUCCAGGCCAGGCGAAUGUUGCGAGAAUCUGGAAAGACACCCGAGGAUUGCAUUGCAGACUACCUCGGUGCGCUUUGGAAGCAUACCAUGACCAUGAUUCUCAAGACUCACCCUAAUUACCUGAUUGAGGCUCUUCAAUUCCAUGUAUUUAUCACCGUCCCUGCUAUCUGGAAGGACUAUGCGCGAAAUGCCAUGAAAAAAGCUGCAAUAAAAGCAGGGAUUCUCAAUCAUCGCGCUGCUGGAGAGACCACCCUGACCUUUGCACCUGAGCCUGAGGCAGCGGGAUUGGCAGCGCUGCUGGACCGGUCAGUUGACAACUCCAUGGAAGUUGAACGGGGUAAUGUGUUUCUGAUCUGUGACGCUGGGGGUGGAGUUGAAAGCACUGAGCCUCGCAGUUUGCACGAGGCUGUCGAGGGUAACGGCAGCGUCUGUGGUGGAAUCUUCAUCGACGAAGAUUUCAUCGUACAAUGCAAAAGUGGCAUCGGCCGCAAGUGGUCUAGCUUCAGCAUUGCAAAUAUCAGAACCAUUCUAACAGAGGAAUGGGAGUCUUAUAUCAAGCCAAAGCUUUGUCUAAAAGAACAGCAGCAAUAUUGGCCAUUGUCAAUUUUGCGAGGUCCCGCCGACAUUCAGAAAACCUUUGACGCCAGGUCUGUUCCUGGUCUUCUCAAACUAGUUGACAGUCAAUUCAAGAAGUCCGAGAGCAAAGGGUUCAGUGUGAAGUCGGAGGCCUAG